CAGCAACCACAGGUAUUCAACAUUGUCCCUCAGCUCAGCUCAGCUCAGCAUAGGUGAGGCGGUGUGAUGGAUAUUCUUAAUCUCUCAGGCUCCUUUCUCUCCAGUUUUGUGAUUGCCUUUAUCCUCCUUCUCCAGAAGCCAACAUUGGCCUCAGGACAGUUCUCAGUGAUUGGACCUGCAAGACCCAUCCAGGCCUCAGUUGGGGGAGAGGCAGAGUUACCAUGCUACCUGUCCCCACCUCAGAGUGCUCAGCACAUGGAGGUGAUCUGGUUCCAAUCCACUCGGGUAGUACACCACUAUCGAGAUGGGGAGGAUCUGUUUGGAGACCAGGCCCCUACUUACCACGCGAGGACAGAACUGGUGAGAGAUGCUAUCACAAAUGGGAAUGUUACCCUGAAGAUACAGGACAUGAGACUCUUAGAUGCGGGAAAGUACAAGUGUCUCUUUGAGGAUGGUUUUCACCAAGAAGAAGCUGAGAUGGAGCUAACGGUCUCAGGUGAAGAAACUGUGUCACAGAUUUUACCACCAAUUUACUUUGUAUUCAUCUUUAUAUUUUGUGUGGUGUUAUAUUUAACAUUUUUAUUAUGGAUGCUGCGAAUCCAAGAUAAGAGUGAGCCUCAAAGGAAGAAAGGAUUAUUGCGUGAUAGCAACAGUGAUAGCUGGAGUCUGGAAGUAGUAAAGGAAGUGAAUAGCUUUCUGAGUCUCUCGCAAGGACAUGAGGAAUGGUAUAACAAAUAUUGGAAAGGACAUCCAAAGGAUGAAGUGUCCCUGAGGGCCAGCCAAGUAUCACUGAGUGCCAGAAGAUGGAAGGAAUAA
Molecule: messenger RNA, 816 nt
Organism: Phascolarctos cinereus (koala)
Lineage: Eukaryota; Metazoa; Chordata; Mammalia; Diprotodontia; Phascolarctidae
Source: RefSeq, a predicted model, not a curated record